Molecule: messenger RNA, 2482 nt
Organism: Amorphotheca resinae ATCC 22711
Lineage: Eukaryota; Fungi; Ascomycota; Leotiomycetes; Helotiales; Amorphothecaceae
Exons: 2
Coding region: 232-2175 (647 amino acids)
Biological process (GO): nucleosome assembly
Cellular component (GO): nucleus; CAF-1 complex
Source: RefSeq, a predicted model, not a curated record
CUCUCAAACUCAACUUGUCUUGUCUUGUUCUCGAGAGGUUAUUCCGACCAACGCAACGAACUUGAAUAUAAACGAAGAGACGAAGAGACGAAUUGAAAGAAAGAAGUCUGGACGGGGAAGAUUUGGAAGUUGGUUUGAGUUGAGUUGAUCGGGGAAUUGUGGAGAGAAAUUCGGAUUGGUUGGGAUUAUAAUCAAGAUCGGGUCGGGUUGGGAUUAAUUUGGAUCGGAGAGAUGGCAGAGAUGGCGACGCCCCCGAAGAAGAGAGAUCAUGAUCAGUUCUUGUUUGAGGGGGAGGGGGGAGAGAAGCUGGAUGCUCGCGAGAGGACGCAGGAUACGGCCCCGGAAGAUAAAUCUACUACUACGGAAGACACACCCAAACGAGCAGCCAGUCCAGCACGGGAUAACACGGGGUCGGCAACAGACGCAGUGGGGGCGACGCAGGUCAAGAAAGCGAAACUCAUGGUGUUGAUAGACGGUUCGGGGAAAGCGAAUGGGGAUACGAACAAAGGGGUAUUAGAAGGAGGUCUACAAGAGACUCCUGGGGAUAAAUCUGCCGCGCCUAAUACAGAAGAAAAGGCUACAGCAGCCAGUCCGGCACGGAGUAACACUGGAUCGGCAACAGAUGCAAUGGCGACGCCGCAGGUCAAGAGAGCCAAACUCACGUUUGCGGAGAAAGAGUUGAAGCGGAUAAAUAAGGAGAUCAAGGAGCGGGAGAAGGCGGACGAGAGGGCGCGGAAGGAGGCGGAGAGGGAAGAGAAGAGAUUGGCGCUUGAGGCGGAGAAGGCAGCGAAGGAGGAGAAGAGGAGGAGGAGGGAGGAAGAGAGGAGGCUGAAGGAGGAGGAGAAGCUCAGAAUCGAGGAGGAGAAGAGGAAGAAGGAGAGGGCGCAGAAGACGUUAAAUUCGUUCUUUAAAGUUCCCGCAGCUUCACCAGCCGCGGCGAAGAACAGUCUGGAACAGAGAUCCUCGAUGAGCCCCGCGCCUUCGAAUUCAGUCCCUUCGAAUCCCGUUGGAGCGGUUGACAGCCCCUCGACACCGAGUAAACCAGAGAUCUCAUACUACGAUAAACAAUUCCCGCCCUUCUUCAUAAAGGAAGGUGUUGAGAUGGCUCCGAUCAACAGAUUCGAGCGGGACGAGGAGGCCUCUGCGAAUCGACAACGCGUUAUUGAUAGCUACAUUGUCGAAAAGCGGGAUCCAGACCAUCAACUCUCCUUCGACGCUCUAUCCUUAUUUCACCUCCCUCGACGCCCCGCCCGCGGCAAGCGCGUCAUCCCCCUCCGCGAGAUCAUGGCCCAGUUUUCCGGAAACGCCACACGACCGAUCGAUCUCACGGACUCAAACAAGCCAAAAAGCCCAACUGAUCUGCUGCGGGCGGUCCCGCUGAAGUUCCUCCAGUUCCAGGAGGACGUGCGUCCGCCGUACCGCGGCACGUACACCAGUCUUCCGCUGCACGGGGUGAGGAAGCUGGCACGGAACCCGCUGCGUCGCGAUCUCCCUGAUACGAACUACGACUACGAUAGCGAGGCGGAGUGGAUCGAGGACGAGGAUGCGGAGGACCUGAAUAGCGAGGGAGAAGAGGAUGAUGCAGAGCUGGAUGAUGCGGAGGAUAUGGAUGGUUUCCUGGAUGAUGAGAAUGACGACCUGGCGAAUUCGAAGAGGUUGGUGCUGCAGGGUGAUCUGGAACCUAUCUCUACGGGGUUGUGUUGGGAGGAUGAGCGGAGGAGGAAUGGGAAUGAGACGAUGGGGCAGUAUCGCAUGGAGAUUAUCAUCGACGAAAACCUUCAAUCUAUCGACCCCCUCAGCUCCCACUACUGGGAACCCACGCCCCCUAAAACCACCACCAGCAUGGAACCACCGCGGCUCCCCCUCAACACGCUCUCCAACCACCUCUCCCUCACAUCUACCUCCACCUCGACCCCCAAACUCUUCCCCCUCUCGCCCGACACCUCCUCCAAACCCAAAGACAAGAAACUCCUCCCUCCCGAUCUCCUCCCCAGCUUCAAGCAAGCGAUCCAAGGCAGCAACCUCUCGAAAGUCGGCCUGAUCGAAGUCCUGAAGAAACAGUUCCCGCGCGCGACUGGGACCAUGGUCAAAUCGACGCUGGAGGUCGUGGCUAAGAGGGUGGGGAAGAAGGAGAGUGAGAAGAGGUGGGUGGUGUUGGGUGAGGAGGGGGCGUGAAUUGGAAGCUUGUUUCUGAGAUGAGAUGAGAUGAGAUGAGAAAUCGAACGUGAAUGGGAAGAGAAGAGGGAGGGGAAUGAGGAUAGGGAGAUGAAGAUGAAGAUAUAAUCAUACCUUCACCCCCCUGUUUAUUUACAGUACUCUGCUGCGCGAAGGGGUAGAGGCAUUGGGAGAUAGGGCGUCGGAAAUCUCUCCAUCACCUCACACUACACUACACUACACUACCCUACACAACCCCCUCAUUCCUCAUCCCCCCCCCUCCUCCUCUUCCAGUCAAAACGCAGAACAAACCAGACAAUCCAAAAAA